Molecule: messenger RNA, 969 nt
Organism: Suillus fuscotomentosus
Lineage: Eukaryota; Fungi; Basidiomycota; Agaricomycetes; Boletales; Suillaceae
Exons: 9
Coding region: 1-969 (322 amino acids)
Source: RefSeq, a predicted model, not a curated record
AUGGAUUCAGCGCUUCAUUUGAGCCCGCGUAAAAAGGCGACAUCAUCAAAUCCCCUAGUUCUUCAUGGUCGACAUUUUGGUCGGACAGUCUUCGCAUUAUGUAACUACCCUGCUCUUCUGACUUCGGGCAUACUGCGCCUUGAAGACUUACAAGACACACCCAUUGAGGAUUAUCCUGCAGAGGUAUUCAUGGAACUUGUUGAAUCAUAUCCUGGUCUUCUGGAUCAUCUAACGAAUGGCGAUGAUGAGGAUAUCACUCAUGUGGGGGAAUUGAUGGGUAAAGGAGCCUCUGGUGCACGAGGCGACGACAUGAAGACCCUUAAAUCCGCAGUCCUUGAGUGGCUUGUCCUGAGAGGACAGGCAGUCAUACUGCCACUCGCCCAAAAUAUCAAGUCUGACUGUGGAUUUAAUCAUGAGGUCACUGGCGCACUGCUCUGCCCUGCAGGGCUUGAUUGGUCGAAUGCAGAAACCAAGCAAAGUCUCAAAAGUGGUGAAACCACAGUUCGCAGUGAUCAAUGGCCGAUGUUUUUGUAUGCUGGGUAUGUCUAUGAUUCGGAGGAUCCGUGGAAGGGUUUACUGAGGAGUGAAAUACUGAUAUUUGGCUUCAAACAUGUCUUCACAUCUCCGAGCUCUGUGGAUAAGGAGCCAAAAGCUACGCACUCCAGUAAUGCCUAUCUCCACAGUAUGAAGACGGUGACGAAAGGGUCUCUGGCAUAUAUUGCCAUGCAGGUUCGAUUUUCAUUAAGCUCAUCGUCCGUAUUUUCACGUACCGAUACAGUCACCGACUCCGAAAACUUCUACCACAGCAUCCUUGAUCUAUUGGAAGAUCCUGAGGAAAAAAGCCAGGAAGUAAUAGACUUAAUGAUGUGGUGGACUCGUCGUAUUUUUCCUAAUUCCUCCUCUUUGCAGCGAGGUGUCAGCAAAAACAGUGCUUUAGCCAAAAUUUGGGAGAAACGGGCUGCUCUUUGA